ACAACAAAAACAACAAGCUUUGGUUUCAGCAACCCCAUAUCCACAUUUUGAUGGCUAAAAUUAGUGUAUUGUCUCCAUUCUUAGUGCUUUUCAUGGUGCUGAUGAGUAGUGCACCAGUGACUGGCCAAGAUGGAAGUAGGAGGCAAAUGGUGCCUGCCAUGUUCAUAUUUGGCGACUCUCUUAUUGACAAUGGAAACAACAAUAACAUUCCUUCCUUUGCUAAAGCCAACUAUCUCCCAUAUGGCAUUGACUUCAAUGGAGGCCCUACUGGUCGCUUCUCAAAUGGUUACACCAUGGUUGAUGAAAUUGCUGGACUGCUUGGACUUCCCUUAAUCCCUGCAUACAAUGAAGCCUCAGUGAAUCAAGUGUUUCAUGGAGCAAAUUAUGCCUCAGCUGCUGCAGGAAUCCUUGACGCCACUGGCAGAAACUUUGUUGGCCGCAUACCAUUUAAUCAGCAAAUUAGGAACUUUGAGAACACAUUGAAUCAAAUUAAGGGCAAUCUUGGAGCAGAAAAUGCGGCAACAGUGAUUUCGCGGUGCAUGUUCUUUGUUGGAAUGGGCAGCAAUGACUACCUAAACAACUACCUUAUGCCUAAUUAUGCCACUAGAUUUCAGUACAAUGGACCACAGUAUGCUGAUCUCUUGACUCAAACAUAUAGCCAACAACUCACUAGGCUUUACAAUCUUGGAGCAAGGAAAUUUGUGAUUGCUGGACUUGGGCAAAUGGGAUGUAUUCCAAGCAUAUUGGCUCAAAGUGCCAGUGGAGGCUGCUCUAAAGAAGUGAACUUGCUUGUGAAACCCUUCAAUGAAAAUGUGAAGAACAUGGUGAACAAUUUAAAUGCUAAUCUACCUGGAGCCAGAUUCAUAUUCUUUGAUUCUUCCCGUAUGUUCCAGGACAUCCUUCAGAAUGGUAGAUCUUAUGGCUUCAGUGUUGUGAAUAGAGGGUGCUGUGGCAUUGGAAGAAACAGAGGCCAAAUUACAUGUCUUCCAUACCAAAUGCCAUGCCCUGAUAGAAACCAAUAUGUUUUCUGGGAUGCAUUCCACCCAACAGCAGCAGUGAACGUUCUGAUGGGAAGGAUAGCAUUUAGUGGGAACCCAGAUUUUGUUUAUCCUGUGAACAUUAAGCAACUUGCUGAACUAUAAGUUGAGCUCACUGAGUGAGAUUCUUGCUGUGUCAAUGUCACUUUCAUGUUGAACUAGUUUACAUUUAGUAUGAGAAAGUAUGUGGUAGUGGAGCAACAAAUUUAGUGCAGGGAAUCUAUUAAUAGUCAGAGACAGUUGUGGUGUACUGCUGCUACAUUUACAAUUACUACUGUCAUAUGAAUUUGGU
Lotus japonicus is the source of this 1329-nucleotide messenger RNA. Its product is annotated as GDSL esterase/lipase At1g71691. The transcript is spliced from 5 exons. Bases 51 to 1142 code for a protein of 363 amino acids. NCBI's taxonomy places the organism in Eukaryota, Viridiplantae, Streptophyta, Magnoliopsida, Fabales, Fabaceae. The record is from RefSeq and is a predicted model, not a curated record. Gene Ontology annotation, molecular function: hydrolase activity, acting on ester bonds.